UUAUCUGUUGUACUCACUUGUUCUAGUUGUAUUAUUGACAAUCAAAAAUAUUUAUCUGUCUAUUUCUUUAAUAUUUUAUUAAAAAACUUUAGUUAUAUGGAUUAAAAUAAAUACUUAGACAAAUCAGCACUGAAAAAUAUGCAUAGAUGUAACUUUCUUUAGCCUAAAUUGUAAUCUAUUUAUUGUUUCAAAAUCUCGAAUUACGUAUUUAUCUAUCAUUGCUGUGUUCGUCACUAAUUUAAUUGUAAAUAUUAGUCGUAAUUUUCAUUAGUAUCAUGUCUACAACCGGUAGUACAUAUAAUUUCAAGGUAGUAUUGUUAGGCGAGGGUUGUGUUGGAAAAACAUCUUUGUUACUUCGAUACAUUGAAGAUAAAUUUAAUGAUAAACACCUUACUACGCUACAGGCUACUUUUCUAAAUAAAAAAAUAAACAUCAAUGGUAAACGGAUCAAUCUUUCUAUUUGGGACACAGCUGGUCAAGAAAAAUUUCAUGCACUAGGGCCAAUUUAUUAUAGAAAUUCAAAUGGAGCUAUACUCGUUUACGACAUUACUGAUGAAGACUCCUUUGGAAAGGUAAAAAAUUGGGUUAAAGAACUGAAAAAAAUGUUGGGCUCCAAUAUUGUUCUCAUCAUUGCAGGAAAUAAAAUAGAUUUGGAACAUGAAAGAACUGUGCCAUUAGAAGAAGCAGAAAGCUAUGCUAACAUGGUUGGUGCAAAACAUUAUUAUACAUCAGCAAAACUAAAUCAAGGAGUUGAAGACUUGUUUUUGGACAUGACCCGAGAAAUGCUGGAGAAACAUGAAAGCAAUUCUCAAACUGAAGUUAGUAGGACAUCAAGGGUGCUAGUUGUUGAUGAUGAGGCACCUGUACAGUCAUCAUGUUGUUCUGGUACACGAAGUAACUGAAUUGAUUUGAAUAUUUUGUUUAAUUUAUUCCAUAUUCAUAAUUAAUCUAUCAAUGUAUAAUAUUGUUAUCACGUUUCUAUUGAGUUUACUUAAUGUAUUUUGUUUAAGGAUGAGGCUACCUAAUUACUUGCCUACAUGGCGAAUUUAAUUCGAUACAUAGAACUGUAACAAUGUAAAAAAUAAUAAUAAUAAUAAAAUUACUAAACACAA
This is a messenger RNA of Galleria mellonella (greater wax moth), 1112 nucleotides long. RefSeq names its product ras-related protein Rab-21-like. Bases 276 to 902 code for a protein of 208 amino acids. NCBI's taxonomy places the organism in Eukaryota, Metazoa, Arthropoda, Insecta, Lepidoptera, Pyralidae. The record is from RefSeq and is a predicted model, not a curated record. The transcript is spliced from 4 exons. Gene Ontology annotation, molecular function: GTP binding; GTPase activity. Gene Ontology annotation, biological process: Rab protein signal transduction.